UCGCUUCUUAUUCACCCUCGCCUCGUUCACUUUCAAAGUUUACUCCCGGCCGGGACCCGCGGCAGAAGCGAGCCAUGGCUGUCUACCUCGGGAUGCUGCGCCUCGGGAGGUUGUGUAUCGCAAGCCUGGGGGCGCGGGGGCCCCGGACGCUGCUCUCUCGCCCUCGGCCGAACUCGAAGUUGCAGGGCGUCCGCGCUCUCAGUUCUGGAAUGGUGAACUGCACCAACCCCUUGCCCAUCGGAGGCCUCAGCUACAUUCAGGGCCACACCGACUCCCAUCUUGUGAACACAACUGUGGGCGAGUGCCUGGAUGCCACAGCGCAGAGGUUCCCCAACAGAGAAGCUUUGGUUAUCCUCCAUGAAAACAUCAGGCUGAACUUUGCACAGCUCAAGGAGGAGGUGGACAAAGCUGCAUCUGGUCUUCUGAGCAUUGGCCUCCGCAAGGGUGACCGGCUGGGCAUGUGGGGACCCAACUCCUAUGCCUGGGUGCUUAUUCAGCUGGCUACCGCCCAGGCAGGCAUCAUCCUGGUGUCUGUGAACCCAGCCUACCAAUCAUCAGAACUGGAAUAUGUCCUCAGAAAGGUAGGCUGCAAAGGUAUUGUGUUCCCUAAACAAUUCAAGACCCAGCGAUACUACGACAUCCUGAAGCAGAUCUGUCCUGAGCUGGAAAAGGCUCAGCCAGGGGCCUUGAAGAGCGAGAGACUCCCAGACCUGACUACAGUCAUCUCGGUGGAUACCCCUCUGCCGGGGACCCUGCUCCUGGAUGACAUAGUGGCAGCCGGUGGCAAGGAACAGAACCUAGCCCAGCUGCGGUACAACCAGCAGUUCUUGUCCUGCUAUGACCCCAUCAACAUCCAGUUCACCUCGGGGACAACUGGAAACCCCAAGGGGGCCACUCUUUCCCACCACAACAUCGUAAACAACUCCAUGCUGAUAGGCCAGCGUCUGAAGAUGCCCACAAAGACUGCAGAGGAGUUGCGAGUGAUCCUGCCCAGUCCCCUGUACCACUGCCUGGGCUCCGUGGGGGGUACAAUGGUGUCUAUGAUGCACGGUGCCACCCUCCUCCUGUCUUCUCCAAGCUUCAAUGGCAAGAAGGCACUGGAAGCCAUCAGCAAAGAGAAAGGCACCCUCUUGUAUGGGACACCCACGAUGUUUGUGGAUAUUCUGAAUCAGCCAGACUUCUCCAGUUAUGAUUUCACAAGCAUUCGUGGAGGUGUGAUUGCUGGGUCCCCAGCACCCCCGGAAUUGAUUCGAGCCAUCAUCAACAAGAUGAACAUGAAGGAGCUGGUGGUUGUUUAUGGAACCACAGAGAACAGUCCCGUGACCUUCAUGAACUUUCCCGAGGACACCCUGGAGCAGAAGGCUGGGAGUGUGGGCAGAAUUAUGCCUCACACAGAGGCCCAGAUCGUGAACGUGGAGACGGGGGAGCUGACCAACCUGAAUGUGCCUGGGGAGCUGUAUAUCCGAGGGUACUGCGUCAUGCAGGGCUACUGGGGCGAGCCACAGAAGACCUUCGAGACGGUCGGACAAGACAAGUGGUAUCGGACAGGAGACAUUGCUUCGAUGGAUGAACAGGGCUUCUGCAAGAUCGUCGGCCGGUCGAAGGAUAUGAUCAUCCGUGGUGGUGAGAACAUCUACCCUGCAGAGCUGGAGGACUUCUUCCUCAAGCACCCACAGGUGCAGGAAGCGCAGGUGGUUGGGGUGAAGGACGAGCGGAUGGGGGAGGAAAUCUGUGCUUGCAUACGGCUGAAGAGCGGAGAGGACACCACAGCGGACGAGAUCAAAGCGUUCUGCAAAGGGAAGAUCUCCCACUUUAAGAUUCCCCGAUACAUCGUGUUUGUUGAAAGCUACCCUCUCACCAUCUCAGGAAAGAUCCAGAAAUUCAAACUCCGAGAGCAGAUGGAACAGCAUCUAAAACUCUGAAGCAAAGGAAGGUCCUCCCAGAGCCCCUCAGUCCUCCCACACAAAGGAGGGUCCUCCCAGCCCUCCCAGAGCCCCUCAGUCCUCCCACACCAGGAAGGUCCUCUCAGAUUUUGCUAGCCCUCUAACACAAUGAAGUGCCCUCCCAGCCCUUCCCAGUCUUCCCAGGCCCUCCUCAGUCCUCCCACAAAAAGGAGGGUCCUCCUAGUCCUCCUCAGGCCCCUUAUCAUCUUUGUGACUUGGCGUAAAGACUUCCCUGUUUGGCCAGUGUCUGGCUGGUGCUCUCUCUCUGUAGUUCCUGUGGGAUGGAGAAGGGAAGAGACAGGAGGGCAGUCAGCGCCCUCAGACCCAAUCUCCCAGCACUUUACUGUCUGUGCGUUAGUUACUUAAUCUAAGCCCCACGCUGUCCUCUUGAAAUUCCAAGCCACCCUCAUUUUUUUCUUUCUUUUUGGCUUUUUGUUUUGUUUUGUUUUUGUUUGUUUGUUUGUUUGUUUUGUUGUUUUCCCUUGAGACAGGAUCACCCUCUGUACCCCCUGGUUGCACGGAGUAGAUCAGGGUGGUUUCGAACUCACAGAGAUCUCAUUGCCCCUGCCUCCAGGGUGCUGGGAUCAGUCUUUUGUGCUGCCGUGCCUGGGUUUUUAUAUGCUUUACUCAUUUAAUCAUUUUUCAAAUUGCGGCCACAGAUCAGUCCCGAAGUGAGGGUUCCGUUUUGCUUGUUUUCCAAGGCUGGGAACCUUAAAGCCCCUCAUGAGUACAUAAGCACCCUUCCCCUGGCCUGCACUCCUGGCCCAAUAAUUAUUGUUUUGUUGCUGUUGAAAUAACAGUUUUGAGUGCUGGAGAGGGGGUUCAGUGGUUAAGAGGACUGACUGCUCCCCCAGAAGAUCCGAGUUUGAUUCCUAGCACCCACAUUUCGCAGCUCACAACUAACCUUUAAGUCCACCUACAGAGGAACGAUGAUCUCUUCUGGCCUCUGUGUCCCCUGUGCGCCCCCUAGCAUGUGGUGUGUGCUUACAUAGACACAUGCAAAUAAAUCAAAAUAAAUCUGUAAAGCCCGAUUGAACUGUAACUCACAUACUCACAUCCUAUCCAACACGUUUUAAAGCACACCCCAUAAGCAUUUUAAUUUGAAUAUAUGUAUGACAAGUACCAAAGCCAACUUUAAUCAUUGUUGUCAUUGAUGUCACAGCCAGGUGGUGGUGGCACAUGCCCUUAAUCCCCAGCACUCAGGAGACAGAGACGGAAGGAUC
Mus pahari (shrew mouse) is the source of this 3166-nucleotide messenger RNA. RefSeq names its product acyl-CoA synthetase family member 2 (gene Acsf2). NCBI's taxonomy places the organism in Eukaryota, Metazoa, Chordata, Mammalia, Rodentia, Muridae. Gene Ontology annotation, biological process: fatty acid metabolic process. The coding region runs from base 75 to 1922 and encodes 615 amino acids. The record is from RefSeq and is a predicted model, not a curated record. Gene Ontology annotation, molecular function: medium-chain fatty acid-CoA ligase activity. The transcript has 16 exons.